Physeter macrocephalus (sperm whale) is the source of this 3220-nucleotide messenger RNA. It is a transcript of the gene ELAC2, whose product is annotated as elaC ribonuclease Z 2. The transcript has 24 exons. Gene Ontology annotation, molecular function: 3'-tRNA processing endoribonuclease activity. The record is from RefSeq and is a predicted model, not a curated record. Gene Ontology annotation, biological process: mitochondrial tRNA 3'-end processing. Bases 15 to 2462 code for a protein of 815 amino acids. Gene Ontology annotation, cellular component: mitochondrion. Lineage: Eukaryota; Metazoa; Chordata; Mammalia; Artiodactyla; Physeteridae.
GGAGGAGGGGGCGCAUGUGGACUUUCCGCUCGCUGCUGUGGCUGCGGUGCGCGGCCGGGCGCGCCAUGUCGCAGGGGCCGACUCGCCGGCCGCGGCCGCCCAAGGACCCGCUGCGGCACCUGCGCACGCGGGAGAAGCGCGGCCCGUCGUGGGGGCCCGGGGGCCCGAACACCGUGUACCUGCAGGUGGUGGCGGCCGGCGGCCGGGAUGCAGGCGCUGCGCUCUACGUCUUCUCCGAGUUCAACCGGUAUCUCUUCAACUGCGGGGAAGGCAUCCAGCGACUCAUGCAGGAGCACAAGCUGAAGGUGUCUCGUUUGGACAACAUAUUCCUGACCCGAAUGCACUGGUCUAAUGUUGGAGGGCUGUGUGGAAUGAUUCUUACCUUAAAGGAAACCGGGGUUCCCAAGUGUGUGCUCUCUGGACCUCCACAACUGGAAAAGUACCUGGAAGCUAUCAAAAUAUUUUCUGGUCCACUGAAAGGAAUAGACCUGGCCGUGCGCCCCCACUCCGCGCCGGAAUACCAGGACGAGACCAUGACGGUCUUCCAGAUCCCCAUCCACGGUGAACAGGCGAAUGGGAAGCACCAGCCAGCGCAGAGUCCGGAGGGGCCGAGUCCCGAGCCGUCUCCCGACUCGGGACCAGCGGAAGGGGAGCGGCACCCGGCGGAUGGUGUUGGCCAGAAAAUGCACGGCAGGGACCCCUCCUUGGUCGUAGCUUUUGUCUGUAAGCUCCACAUGAAGAAGGGAAACUUCUUAGUACUCAAAGCGAAGGAGCUGGGCCUCCCAGUCGGAACAGCUGCCAUCGCACCCAUCAUUGCUGCUGUCAAGGACGGGAAGAGCAUCACGUUCGAAGGAAGAGAGAUUUUGCCUGAAGAGGUCUGCACCGCCCCAGACCCCAGGGUCGCUUUCGUUGUGGUAGAGUGUCCAGACGAAGGAUUCAUUCAGCCCCUCUGUGAGAGUGCCACCUUCAGGAGUUUCCAAGGAAGAGCCGAAGCCCCCGUGGCCCUGGUGGUCCACAUGACCCCGGAGCACGUGCUCCUGGACAGCAGAUACCAGCAGUGGAUGGAGAGGUUCGGGCCCGACACCCAGCACCUGGUUCUGAACGAGCAGUGUGAGUCGGUCCACAACCUCCGCAGCCACAAGAUCCAGACGCAGCUCGGCCUCAUCCACCCCGGCAUCUUCCCCCCGCUCGCCAGCCUCCGCCCCCAGGAAGGACGGCUUGCCCCCUGCGUGCCCCUGGUCCGCGGCCAGUGUCUCCUCAAGUACCAGCUCCGGCCCCGGCGCGAGUGGCAGAGGGAUGCCAUCAUGACCUGCGACCCUGAGGAAUUCAUUGCCGAGGCCCUGGAGCUGCCCAGUUUCCAGGAGAGCGUGCAGGAGUACAGGAAGGCUGUGCAGGACGGCCCGGCCCCGGCGGAGAAUAGAGGCCGGUACCCGGAAGUGGUCUUCCUCGGAACGGGCUCCGCGGUCCCCAUGAAGAUCCGGAAUGUCAGCUCCACUCUCGUCAACGUCAGCUCCGACGCGUCCCUGCUGCUGGACUGCGGGGAGGGCACCUUCGGGCAGCUGUGCCGCCACUACGGGGACGAAGUCGACCGGCUCCUGGGCACCCUCGCCGCCGUGUUCGUGUCCCACCUGCACGCGGACCACCACACGGGCUUGCUGAACAUCCUGCUGCAGAGGGAGCGGGCUCUGGUGUCGCUGGGGAAGCCGUGCCACCCGCUGCUCGUAGUGGCCCCCACCCAGCUCCGGGCCUGGCUCCAGCAGUAUCACAACCAGUGCCAGCCGCUGCUGCACCACGUCAGUAUUAUUCCUGCCAAAUGCCUUCAGAAAGGAGCUGAGGUCUCCAACCCCAAAGUGGAAAGGUUGAUCAGUUUGCUGCUGGAAACCUGUGGCUUGGAGGAGUUUCAGACCUGCCUGGUCCGGCACUGCAAGCACGCCUUCGGCUGUGCGCUGGUCCACACGUCGGGCUGGAAGAUGGUUUAUUCUGGGGACACCAUGCCCUGUGAGGCUCUGGUCCAGAUGGGCAAGGACGCCACUCUCCUGAUCCACGAGGCCACCUUGGAAGAUGGUCUGGAAGAGGAAGCCGUGGAAAAGACACACAGCACCACCUCCCAGGCCAUCGGCGUGGGGCUGCGGAUGAACGCGGGCUUCGUCAUGCUGAACCACUUCAGCCAGCGCUACGCCAAGAUCCCGCUCUUCAGCCCCGACUUCAACGAGAAAGUCGGCAUCGCCUUCGACCACAUGAAGGUCAGCCUGGGGGACCUCCCGACGGUGCCCAAGCUGAUGGCGCCGCUGAAGGCCCUGUUCGCCGGGGACCUGGAGGAGAUGGAGGGGCGCAGGGAGCGGCGCGAGCUGCGGCAGGUGCGGGCAGCGCUGCUCGCCGGGGGCGACGCGGAGCCCCUGCGGAAACGGGCCCCAGCCGCGCAGCCCCCAAGCCCGCAGAGCAAGAAGGUCAGGGUCCAGUAGCGACGCGGGGUCUGCGGAGCCGCCGCGCGGAGGAGGAGUAGGCCGACGUCGGCUCCGUGCACGCCGCGUCUUCGGUCUGUCACGUGGGGUCAGGGCGCACCCCCCCCCUCUGCUGCGGCCCAGCCGUCCCCUCUGUACCCAGAGGCAGCCGGGCCGCAGGAGCGUGGGGCUGUGGACGCGAAGCCUCCAGGAAAAGCGUCUCCGAGGAUGGAGCACAGUGAAGGACACGUUUGGAACCCGAGUGCUUUAUCCCUGUACCGCCGCUGGGGACCCAGGGUGCCCGGAAACAGCUUGAUCGUGGCGAGGCCCUUUGGGACCACCGCGCCUCCGCAGCCUGGUUUCUUGGCAGAAGUCGGGCGGUGCGGACACAGCCGUGGUCGGCCGGGCCCGGCCGUGCAGGGGCUCCGGGGAAGUGCUGUCCCGGCUUGCCCCGUGACGAGAACCACUCCCUGCCCUACAGAGCGCUGAAAACCCCCGCGUGGGGUGCCUCCGGUGCCCUCCUUUUUGAGGCUGAACAACACUGAGGUUAGUGUGUGUUUGAAAAGUGAGAAUUUUCAAAGAAUAUUCUUCCCUCCCGGGAGACCAGAGAAGGAGCUUUAAAGUUUCAGGUGCUGGGAGACGCAGACCAAGGACUGGACUUGCCGUGACCUCGGGGUCCCUCCCGAGGCAGCGCCUGGCAUCAACUCCCGUGGCCCCUUGAGCUUGUUAUUAAAACAAGAUAGGCCACACUCAGGGAUAAUAAAUCUAUUUUAAUAACA